AUGCUGGCCAUGCUCAUUAGACAACAGCCCGCCCAAGCUUCCCGAAGCCGGGGCACGCCCCAGCAGCAGCAGCAACAACAGCAACAGCGACAGCAACAACAGCAACAACAACAACAACAACAACAGCGGGGCUUGCCGCGCGUCGAGGAGAUGGAGACGACGAGGUUGCGCAUGCUCGGCGACGCCGACGCUCUGAGCCAGCUGCGCGACCAGCGGCCCGCGCUCGCCGCCGCCAUCAACGAUCCCAACCGCUGGCGCGAGGAGUGGACCAACAUGGUCCGCCAGCAAGAGGAGCAGCAGCGCGAGCACCAGUACCAGCUCAACCUGCUCAACGCCGACCCGUUCAACGCCGACGCCCAGGCCAAGAUUGAGGAGAUAAUCCGCCAGGAGCGCGUCAUCGAGAACCUGCAGCACGCCUACGAGCACAAUCCCGCAGGGGCGCUGUGUACCUCUGCACUGUACAACCGGGGGGCGAAAAAGCCUGUGAGCCCUGGAAAAUGGGCGUCGCGGCUCCGCUGGCCUGUGACCCGGGACUAA
Molecule: messenger RNA, 537 nt
Organism: Aplosporella prunicola CBS 121167
Lineage: Eukaryota; Fungi; Ascomycota; Dothideomycetes; Botryosphaeriales; Aplosporellaceae
Exons: 2
Coding region: 1-537 (178 amino acids)
Source: RefSeq, a predicted model, not a curated record